Lachancea nothofagi CBS 11611 is the source of this 1389-nucleotide messenger RNA. The record is from the annotation of a GenBank genome assembly. Lineage: Eukaryota; Fungi; Ascomycota; Saccharomycetes; Saccharomycetales; Saccharomycetaceae.
AUGGAAGGGAAUGAUCGCGUAGAUUUGAGAGAUAUUCGUGUUGACACGAGCUACUUAAAUGGGGACGAUGGAGUGCCUGUGGGUGAAGUUUUGAAGCGAUUGGAAUUCCAGCGAACAGAAGUACUGAAACUGAUCCCCACGGAUGACUUAGAGAUUCAGCGCAUACUCAAGUCCGCCGAGGCUCCUAGUGCGAUAGAAGGGGAAUCUCUCAGGGAGCGUAGGGAAAGACUAGUGGAGCUUGUAUUCCAGAAUCCAGAAUUAAAAUCUCACUUGACGCAGGAAGUCUUCUCAGGUGCAGACAGCGAAAAUGGUGCAGAAUCCGAUGACGAGGAGUUUUAUACACCUGCAUCCGAUGCCUUGAUCCAGGCAAGGCGGUUUAUGGUUCGGGAUUCGUUGGCAAGAGCUCGCAAAAGGCUGCAGCUGGAAAAAAGCCGAGCUUCCAUUCAAAAUGUGCAAGCCAUUAUCGUCGGGAGACGGAAAUUGAACGCAAAGUUAGCUACAUAUGAGCUUCAAGGAUCCCAGGUUGUCUCUUCGAGGCCUAUUUCACAGGUGACAUUGUCUCCGGACCAUAGACACGCGGCUUGCGGGAGCUGGAAAGGCGACGUUCAGAUCCUAAAUCCUGAGACACUGGAAGUUAUCGCCGCUUUAGAAACUGCCCACGAUGGUAAGAUUGGGGGCUUGCAUUGGAAUUCGAGUUCUCAACUUCUGGUAACAGGGGGAGCAGAUAAUAUGGUCAAAAUAUGGGACCCGUUAUCUCAAGAUCUAAAAGCUGAAUUUCGCGGCCAUGAAGCCCGCGUCGCGAGAGUCAAGUUCCAUCCAAGUGACAAAUAUAUUGCCAGUGCUUCUUUCGACAUGACGUGGAGACUUUGGGAUGUAGAAACACAAGUUGAGCUACAAUUACAAGAAGGACACUCUAAAGAAGUUUACAGUUUAGAUUUUCAGGCCGAUGGCUCAUUGUUAUGCAGCGCAGGGCUAGAUUCAAUAGCACGCGUCUGGGAUUUACGAUCAGGGCAAUCACUGAUGGUUUUUAAAGGUCACGCGAAGCCUAUUUACGGUGUAAGUUGGUCACCAAAUGGUCAUCAUAUCGCUACAGGUAGUGGCGACGGGACUGUGAAAGUUUGGGAUCUACGAAACAUUGAAAAACCAUUUUCUAUUUUGGCUCACAACAAUAUUGUUUCUGAUGUUAACUUUGGAAAAAAUAAUGGAUAUUGCUUGGUUACAAGUUCUUACGAUAAGACUAUAGGUGUUUUCGCCGCGGAUUCGUGGAUAAAAUUAGCAUCAUUGCGAGGACACACGGACAAGAUCCUUUCCGUAGACAUUUCCUCUGAUGGAACUCAGCUGCUGAGUUGUGGAUGGGAUAGAUCGGUUAAAAAGUGGUCAUUAAACUAG